AUGGCCAUUUGGGUUAUCCUUUUUAGCUUGAUCAUUUUUGACUUAUUUUAUGCUUUGAAAUUCUUAUCUCCUUCUUGAAAUGAUGAAAAACUCAUAUAUAAUUGCUUUUUCUUAUUUUUUAUCAACUAUAUCCCUUUAGAGCUUUUUGAAGCCUAUAAAAACGAAAUUUAUAUCUUUGAAGAAAAUACAUUUGUCAUUAAUAUCAAUCCUAAGGACUAUUUACUAAUUUCAUGGAACUGAUUUCUCAGUUUUCUCAAAUAUUCAAGCAUAAUUUAUUGAUAUGGAUUUUGGGUUACAGGAUUUAUGGCUCUAGUUGUAGUAUAUAAACAUUCUGAAAUAAAGCCAGCAUAUAGAUCAUCCUUAUUUGCAGUAAUUAAUUCUAUUUUUUACUUGCUUUAUUUUAUGUUAGCUAUUUUACGCAGCAAUGAAUACUUACUCUGCCACUUGUUUUGAUCAAGGAUAGGAUUUUAAAAAUUUUUGAAAUAUAUAUUAUUUUUAUUAUGCUGUAUUUUUAAAUAAGAGGGUUAAAAUAGUAAAUAUUAAAACUAGUCAAUAAAAUUGUCUAAAUUUAAAAAAUAUCUCUACUCCUUAUUAAUUAUUUUUAAUUAAUAAUAAUUCUAAACUUUUUAGAUUAGUAAGCUUUUAAUGGCUAAAACACUUUGGAUAUUUAAUUUCAUGCAGAUUAUUAAGAAAAUACGCAAAUUACUAUUAAACUGUUAAUUUUCAUCAAUUAUAAUAAGAUUCAUUGUAAAUUAAAGUUUGCAAUAUAUAAAAAUUGUUUAGUCAAGAAUGGGGUUAAUUUCCCAAUUUUUAGGAAUUUUUCACCGGAAUCGUUCAAUUAAGGACCGGGGGUUAACAUUGUAUGUAAUAUCUAUCGGAAUAUCUAUAUUAACACUUAUUAACUUCCGUAGCGAGAAAAAUUAUCAGAAAUAAUUCUAUAUUUUUUGAAAAAUCAAUGCUUCUUUUUUAAGAAAAUUUUUUUUAAUGUUUUUUAUUGAUAUAUUUCAAUAUAUAAUUAAUAAUUAUAAUAAAGAAAUUGAAGAAAAUUAUAUACCCCGGAGCUUAUUUUGAAUCAUCCUGGGCUAUAAGACGCUCGUCCAACUUGGUAACAGAUAUUUUCUGAACCAACUCUACCAGUUGAUGGGGCAUCAAUAACCUAGGGUGAUUCAAAAGAGACUCUGGGCUAUAUUAAAAUUUUAAAACAGUUAGAUUUUAAACAUUAAUUUUAUAUUUAGGCUAUUUAAAAAACAUUUUUUAUGAAGUCUUUUAAAAUCAAAUUUUUUAAAUCAUUAGUAAGGUGGAAAUAAGCUUAUUCACUAUAACUUGAAUAAACAAUAUUUAUUUAUUCUUAUGAUAGUUGCAACAAUUUUAACACUAAAGCGCACUUUUUACAAUAACUUUGAUAUAUUUGAUAUUUCAUGAUCAUUGCUUAUUUUUUGUUUUUCCGCUUUAUUAGUGUAUACACUGAGUUUUUAUUUUCUUAUGUCUUAUGCAUGUGCCUUUGCUUUUCUUGCAUGAACUUGAGCUGAAGUUCAAGAAAAACGCAAAACACUCAUUCAUAUCGAACAGAGUUUAUUGAAAAUAUCCAAAAUAAAGGCUCUAAUUGUAUUUUUUACAUAUGCCAUGUAUCUAACUUAUAAUUUAGUGACAAACUUAUGAGGAGAACUUUGGGUUUUAAAAGAAAUAAUGUUUAUUAUUGCCGCAGAUGGGAUUGCAGGAGGCUUAAUUUAUCCAGAAGAUGGAAACUCCAGUCGCACUUCUCAGGACUUCUUAAAUUUUUGCUCAGUUUAUUGCCAAGUUUUAACAUUUAGGGCUAUUUUUAGAGUGAUUAUUUAA
This is a messenger RNA of Blepharisma stoltei, 1836 nucleotides long. The record is from the annotation of a GenBank genome assembly. NCBI's taxonomy places the organism in Eukaryota, Ciliophora, Heterotrichea, Heterotrichida, Blepharismidae.